Molecule: messenger RNA, 231 nt
Organism: Caenorhabditis elegans
Lineage: Eukaryota; Metazoa; Nematoda; Chromadorea; Rhabditida; Rhabditidae
Gene: Y26D4A.12
Product: TIL domain-containing protein
Exons: 2
Coding region: 1-231 (76 amino acids)
Source: RefSeq, marked reviewed
AUGAAGCUCCUGAUCCUUCUUGCACUUGUAAUUAUCACCGUUGCUCAAACUCCGAGUUGCCUAGCAAAUGAAGAGUUCCGUACGUGUGGGACUGCAUGUGAACCAUCUUGUCAGAAUCCCGAACCAAAAACUUGUAAUCUGAAAUGCAUCGUGAACAUGUGUCAAUGUGUGAAUGGAUUUGUGAGAGGUGAUAACGGAUGUGUUCGCCUUCAAGAAUGCUACGGGAAAUGA